Dipodomys spectabilis (banner-tailed kangaroo rat) is the source of this 1821-nucleotide messenger RNA. RefSeq names its product CDKN2A interacting protein N-terminal like (gene Xtbd1). NCBI's taxonomy places the organism in Eukaryota, Metazoa, Chordata, Mammalia, Rodentia, Heteromyidae. The record is from RefSeq and is a predicted model, not a curated record. The coding region runs from base 73 to 423 and encodes 116 amino acids. The transcript is spliced from 3 exons.
CCGGGCCGUGGCGCAGUGCUUGUCGGGAAGGCGGCGGGCGGGUCGGGCCUCGGGCGGGCAGCGGCGGGCGUCAUGGUUGGCGGCGAGGCGGCCGCUGCCGUGGAGGAGCUGGUUUCUGGGGUGCGGCAGGCGGCCGACUUCGCCGAGCAGUUCCGCUCCUACUCAGAGAGCGAGAAGCAAUGGAAGGCCCGCAUGGAAUUCAUCCUGCGCCAUCUGCCCGACUACCGCGACCCGCCCGACGGCGGCGGCCGCCUGGACCAGUUGCUGUCCCUGUCCAUGGUCUGGGCCAACCACCUCUUCCUGGGCUGCAGUUACAAUAAAGAUCUUCUAGACAAGGUGAUGGAGAUGGCUGAUGGGAUUGAAGUGGAAGAUCUGCCACAAUUUACAACCAGAAGUGAAUUAAUGAAAAAGCAUCAAAGCUAAGGCAGAAGAUUUAUCACCUUCCCCUCACCGGCGGCAGGCAGAAAGAGGACGCUGGGUGACAGCAUGGCAGCUCUCAAGAUUCCUGCCAUUGCCAACGUAGAAGUUGGAAUGACAAGGAAUCAGUCUACAUGGGCCUUUAAAAGUCUGCAUUCCUCCCGUAGCUAUUGCUGCAAAAGUAUGCAUGGAUAUUUAUGUAUUUAUAAAUUGUCUAUUUCAUCAUUGUACAAGCAGACUUCGUUUAAAAUGCCCCCUUUUUUGAAGUUGAUGUAAUAGUUUGGAUUUUUCAACAAUGUACCUUAUGUGAUUGUUUUUUGGACCGUUUUGUUCCCUACUGAGACAAACCAGAUCCGUUGUACCGUGCCCCUACUGUAUGGCUAUACAUACUUAUCUUCUUGUAAGAAAUUAUAGAGUCAGUCAUAGGCCAGAGAGGCCAUGAGCUAGCUCAUCGGAAGAUGCAGCCUACAGAAAAGAAUUUGCCUUAUUUUAAAAUUCAUCGGGGAAUGGGGAUGUAAGCUUAGUGGCAGAUCACUUGCCAGGGAUGCUCAGGGCCCUGGGUUCUGUUCCCAGGACUGUAAAUGAAGUUCAUUGAUGGGAAAUUCAUUCGGCUGGUCUUCCAGGCAGCUCAGUAAACCCCAUGUUGUCCUUGUCUCUGGAUCUUCCAGAUUUGAGAAAAUGUCUUGCAUGUAUUCUCUCAAGAAAUACUGAGAAUUUGGUAUUUUAAUAUUCCUCUGUUAAUGUAUGUGUUCUGUGCUGCCUUAGUGUCCUUUUGUUUAGUCUCACCAUUAAGUCUAUACGUUUAGGUAUAGGCAACAAGAGGGGCUUCAUUACCGGAGGUAGUAUAACUACUACAACAGGACCCCUCACUGUAUGUACAGAGCUUAGUACAGGAAACUGGUAACUGAUGCCUUAGUUUAAUCUACUGGUGAAUACAGGUAAGCUAGCCACUGGAAGUGAGGAGCAGGGCUGGUGGGGAACAUGGUGUCUGAGGCAGAGAUGGGCUCGCACUCACUCACGGAGGGAAAUGAAGGCCAGGCAGCAUGCCUCAUAGGGGCUACUCUGUGCAGCCUCUAGUUCUGUUCUCCCUAGUGACCAAUAGGAGGGAUCCAGUGACGUCAGGAUCUCCGAUCUGUAACCUCAGACCUGUUUCCUAUUAGACUACCAUAGAGAGCUAUGGCAAGGGUUAAGACAGCAAAUGUUGAGGGCCAAGCAGUUCUUUGAGUGUUAGCCACAUCUUUUCCUCAAAUGCAGCCUAGUUUUUUUCCACUAUGUUUGCAAAUUCAUGAGGCUUAAAAUUUCAUUACAAAAUGGAAAAAAAAAACCCCAUCAAUGUCCAAUUCACCUUUGUCUCAUGGAUUUCCUGUAUGAUCAAAACCCCAAUAAAGUAUCCUUUCCAUUGUA